GUUGCCUUCUAGUUCCGAGGCGGGGGUAGAGGAUGUCUCUACUGAGAUAGGCUUGGCAAGCCCCUCUGACACUGGGCAUGAGGACCAGUUGCAGAGUCAAGUUAUUCCAAAGAGCAAGUGGAAACGGAAGGUAUAUCCGGUGUCCGCAGUGCGUAGGAGUGCUAGGUUGCGUUCGGCAAAAAAAAUUCUACGAUGAAUUAUGAAAGGAAUCUUUUGGAAUAGCAGAGGUCUGAGAGACUUGCUAAAAGAAGGUUUCUUGCUGAGGCGUCUGUCGAACAUCGCUUAGAUUUUAUCGCUCUUUUGGAGACGGGGAGAGAUAAUUUUGCACCUCAGUUUCUAAAUUCUUUGUCGGGAGGUAUUGCUUUUGAUUGGCACUGCUUGCCGCCGCGAGGGCGAUCAGGUGGAAUCUUACUCGGCGUUAGAUGCGAGACGCUUGAGGUUCGCACUGUGGUUAUGGGAGACUUUGCAGUCAAGUUCCGGGUGCGGUCGAAGGAAGAUGGGUUUAACUGGGCUCUGGUUGCGGUUUAUGGGGCUGCGCAACCCGAGCUCAAGCCCGAUUUCCUGGCUGAUCUAGUUCGGAUGUGUGGCUCCGAGCAGCUGCCGUACCUGGUGGGGGGUGACUUCAAUAUUAUUAGGAGGCGGGAGGAUAAGAACAAUGAUAACUUUGACGACAGAUGGUCGUUCAUGUUUAAUACUAUCAUUGAGAGCUUGAACCUGAGAGAAAUUGAGCUCUCGGGCAGAAAAUUUACCUGGGCGAAUGCGCUGCCAAAUCCGACGUAUGAAAAGUUGGACCGUGUGUUGGCUAGUGUCGAUUGGGAACAGAAGUUCCCUCUAGUAACAGUCCAGGCCUUAUCCCGUGGUAUUUCCGACCACACGCCGCUUUUUGUGGACUCUGGUCAGCCCUCCCAUUUGGGGAAUAAGAAUGUAUUCUCCUUUGAGAUGGCUUGGUUUGAGCGUGAAGGCUUCUUUGAUCUUGUGGCUAGAGAGUGGGCUAAGGAUUCAGGAGGCAAGACUGCGCUCCAGCGAUGGCAGAAUAAGAUUAGGCACUUGCGGAGUGUCCUGCGUGGAUGGGCUAAGCAUCUUAGCGGGAUUUAUAAGGUUGAAAAGGAAAGGCUCCUUUCCCUUAUUCAGUCCCUAGAUGUAAAAGCAGAAACCACGCUGCUGCCAGUAGCGGAGCUUCAAGCCAAGAGGGAUGCGGAAUUGAGGCUGAAGGAACUUCUUAGGGAAGAAGAGUUGAAGUGGGCGUUGCGGGCCAAGGUCCGGAGAGUAGUCCAGGGGGAUGCGAAUACUGAAUUUUUUCAUAUGAUUGCUAAUGGUUGUAUUCCGAGCUACGGCGUUGAUCCGUAUGUGGUCCCUACUCACUCCGACGGAGGCCAGGGAGCGUUUGGUUACUGGAUCUGUCCGGUGGGAGAUGGUAGCGCGGGAUAUAUUCAACCGGUUUGGAUGGCGGUCAUGUAAUUGGAUUGGCAAUUAGUUUCCAUUCCUAAUUUUCUGCCAGCCGGUUGUGGCUUUAUGGCCUUUUUAUUUUGUAUCUUCCUGACGAGGUCUAUGUGAGCUCGACGUAGUUUUCUUUUACGACUUUCUUGACAUUGUGGAACUUAUUUUAUUUAUCAAAGUGGCCGUAUGCAUCCUCCUGAUGUAGAGGCCGGGUAUCACCCCUUUUCCAAAAAAAAGACGCAUGUGAUGUGCCCGCUGCUGCAUGGCAUGCACACACAACAAAGCAUGUUGAUGCUGCGUCGACAAGUCACGCAGCGGUGCGUC
This is a messenger RNA of Aegilops tauschii subsp. strangulata, 1761 nucleotides long. Lineage: Eukaryota; Viridiplantae; Streptophyta; Magnoliopsida; Poales; Poaceae. The record is from RefSeq and is a predicted model, not a curated record.